Bactrocera tryoni is the source of this 711-nucleotide messenger RNA. RefSeq names its product single-stranded DNA-binding protein, mitochondrial (gene mtSSB). Gene Ontology annotation, molecular function: single-stranded DNA binding. NCBI's taxonomy places the organism in Eukaryota, Metazoa, Arthropoda, Insecta, Diptera, Tephritidae. The transcript has 4 exons. Gene Ontology annotation, cellular component: mitochondrial nucleoid. Bases 100 to 534 code for a protein of 144 amino acids. Gene Ontology annotation, biological process: positive regulation of helicase activity; mitochondrial DNA replication. The record is from RefSeq and is a predicted model, not a curated record.
UCAAACAGCUGUUUACCGGCGCAAUUCCAAUUCAUUCGAGAUUUAUAUUUUGAUACGGUUUGUUUUUUAUUUACAAAUUUCUAAUUAUUUUGGAUAAAAAUGCUCUCACAAAGUGCACGUACAUUAAUAUCACCGCUACGCAUGGCGUUGAGGCAAGUAGCACGUUGCAGCUCCAAUGAGGCAGCGCCGGUUCGUGUGGAAAAAACUGUCAAUAAUGUAACCAUACUGGGGCGUGUCGGUGCAGAUCCACAAUUGCGCGGUUCCGUCGAGCACCCGGUUGUUAUGUUUUCGGUAGCAACGCAUACUAAUUACAGAUAUGAGAGUGGCGAUUGGGCUCAACGUACUGACUGGCAUCGCGUUGUAGUUUUUAAGCCAAAUUUGCGCGAUACAGUUAUGGAACAUCUGAAGAAAGGUCAACGCACCAUGGUGCAAGGAAAAAUCACAUAUGGUGAGAUUACCGAUCAGCAAGGUAAUCAAAAGACCACUACCAGCAUAAUUGCUGAUGAUGUAAUCUUCUUCCGUACCGACUCGUGAUCACGCGUAACCAAUUUGUUCAACUAAUUUUUAAGCAUUUAUACACAUUAAUUCUUAUGUAAAUGUUACAUAUGCUAAGUUUAAUGAUUAAAGUGUCAAAAAUCAAAAAGUUUCACCUAGUAAUAGAAGUUCAUACAAUUAAACAUCAUCACACCACAAUGGUUAAAAAAAAAGUAA